Molecule: messenger RNA, 2379 nt
Organism: Chrysemys picta bellii (western painted turtle)
Lineage: Eukaryota; Metazoa; Chordata; Testudines; Emydidae
Gene: IL17B
Product: interleukin 17B
Biological process (GO): inflammatory response
Cellular component (GO): extracellular region
Molecular function (GO): cytokine activity
Source: RefSeq, a predicted model, not a curated record
CACACUGCGGCGAGGAGUCUGUGAGUCGCCCUCUGCCAUGGACUGGGCUCCAUCCCUGCUUCUCUUCUGCGCUCUCUCCGUCUCCCUCACGUGGGCUGCUACCACCGAACCCAAGGACCAAAGCAAGGGAGCGAAAGGGAAGAGGAAAGGACCGGCUAGGGCCAAGGUUCAGCUGCCGGAGGCCCAGGCACCCAGCCCCGACCCCAUGCUGAAGAGGAACUCCAUGGCCUCAGCGGCGGACAGCCCCUACACCCUGCUGGAGGAUUACGAACAGAGCAUCCAGGAGAUGGUGAGCCAGCUGCGGAACAGCUCAGAGCCUGCCGACAGCAAGUGUCAGGUCAACCUGAGGCUCUGGAGGUCCAAUAAGAGGAGUCUGUCUCCAUGGGCCUACAGUAUAAACCACGAUGCAACGCGGAUCCCAGCAGACAUCCCAGAGGCGCAGUGCCUCUGCACUGGCUGCAUCAACCCCUUCACCAUGCAGGAGGAUCGCACCAUUGUCAGCAUCCCUAUCUACAGCAAGCUGCCCGUCCGCCGGCUCCUGUGCCACCCCCCUGAGGGCUCGGGAGCCAAGACCCGCAGGAAGAAGAAGAGGUGCCACAAGGAAUACAAGAUGGUCAUGGAGACCAUUGCCGUGGGCUGCACCUGCAUCUUCUGAGGACAAGAGGGUCCUCUCACCCUCACUCCAUGCUGGCAGCACCAAACCCCCGGCCUCUGUGUAUGGACAGCAGCUCCCGUCUAACCAGCCUCCUUCUCUUGCUGGAUCCAUUUGGCAAGGGCCCAAGCCAGUGCCCACCAAGCCUCUCCCACAAGGAGGGGUAGUCAAGGCACAAGCAGUGUGUGUGUGUGGUGGUGGUGGUGGUGAAUCUGAAGCAAGGAGGCAGCUGCUUAGACUAGAGAUGGUUUGCCCCUUUGCACCCACAUAUCCCUAUCUGGCUCCAGCAUGAGCAACUGCUGCAAGGCCCUGCUCUUCGGGGUGCCCCGUGUGCCGUGCCAGCUCUACAGUUUGCAGCAGGGGCCCUGGAAGGAAAGCCAUUCUGCAACCCCCUAGCCCCAAGCUUGCUCCUCAAGCAGAAGAAGGAGGGGAAGGGGGGGAGAGAAGAUGGAGAUGUCUGCCAUGCAGGUCUCCACUUCUGCAAGGCUUGGGAGCUGUGAAUGGCAACUGCCACUCCCACUCCCCAUGCCCCUCAAGACAGCACUUCAGCCCCAUUGGCUGCCGCCUGUCACCUACUCCCCUUGCUCAGCAGUCGCUCGGUUCUGGGCUCACGUCCGCACACUUGCACUGCUGCACAGCCAUUCGGGCUAAUUGUCCCACCGAGUCCAAGGGGCCGCCCCUUCUCACAGCCAGGCAGCAUGACCAGAAGGGAGGCAACACCUCAUGGGCACCUCAGGCAGAGGCCGGGAAAGGAAGCCACUCCGGGCCUGAUUUCCCCCUAUAGCUCCCAGCAGUGCCGGCACAGGAGAUCCACUCUGUGGCCAGGCUAGCCUGCACCCGCCCCAGGUCUGCAGGGAGGGUUGUAGUUGAUGGUGAAUUCAAUGCGCCCUGACCCCAGCUCCCUGCAGCUGAUUCCACGACUCUCUGACCUGUCAGGUAUUGGUGAACGCACAAGCCAGGGCUGCUGUGGGCCACUGCCAGCAGCUGAUCAUUGGGGAGGGGGCACGUCUGCUGAACCUAAGCCCCCAGCAGCAGAUGCUGCCUGUGAAAUUCCAGACUCCCUGGCCCCUGCCACCCAUUGGGCUGCACCCAGCUGAGGAAUGUGCUUUAUCUCAGUGCCACCGGGACGGGGCCUGGCCCCACUAGAACACCCGAUAGCAGCGUCCGGGUUGGAGCAGGAAGCCUGGCUGGGUGCCAAGGGCCUAAGGGCUUCUGAUGCCUUCCAAGGGCAGUGCGUGCUACCGAGUGGGAAGCCCACCAUAGAAAUCACCCCUUGGGGAGGGGCAGCGCCCCCUGGAGAAGGCUGCCAUGUCCAGCUAUGCAUGGAGCAUAGUAGCCCCCCAGGAGCAGGGAAGGCGAGGGUGGGGUCAGAAGACAGCUGGGAGUGGAAGGGUGGGGCACAGCGUUGGUCUCUCACCCCAGGCAAGCCUGGUUCAGGUAUGGAGCCAGGUAGCACAGGGAAGGGGCUGGUUCCUGGCUGGUCUUCAGGCACUACACCAGGACUGCCCCUCGGCACCGUGGGAGUGUCAAUCCCUCCUCCCCUGGCUGAUCAGAGCCCAUCUCCCCUUUGCCAGCCUCUCUAACGCCCUCUGCUGCAUCCAUCAACAGAACAAUGGCAUUGACCCUGCUACUGCCCCCUCACAGAGCAGAGGGUCUCCUGCAGCUACCCCUGCUGCUCAUGGAGAGGAUACUGAAAAACAGACGAAAUCUGGCUGGGCCUGGUUCAA